Messenger RNA from Scomber scombrus (Atlantic mackerel), 3985 nucleotides. It is a transcript of the gene recql5, whose product is annotated as RecQ helicase-like 5. The record is from RefSeq and is a predicted model, not a curated record. Gene Ontology annotation, cellular component: chromosome; cytoplasm. Gene Ontology annotation, biological process: double-strand break repair via homologous recombination. Lineage: Eukaryota; Metazoa; Chordata; Actinopteri; Scombriformes; Scombridae. Gene Ontology annotation, molecular function: ATP binding; nucleic acid binding; 3'-5' DNA helicase activity. The coding region runs from base 37 to 3006 and encodes 989 amino acids. The transcript has 19 exons.
UUUAAUGAGUUCACUCCACAGACAGCCGGACAGGCGAUGACAACAACUUUAAAACAGGCUUUAAAAACCCACUUUGGGUUCGACAGCUUUAGAUCUAAAAUACAGGAAGAUGUGGUCAAGGCGGUCGUCAAAGGUGACAGGGAUGUGUUUGUGUGCAUGCCCACUGGAGCAGGAAAGUCUCUCUGUUACCAGCUGCCUGCAAUGCUGGCAGAGGGCAUCACCCUGGUUAUAUCCCCGCUGAUCGCUCUCAUUCAGGACCAAGUGGACCACCUGAAGGACUUGAACAUCCCAGCCUGCUCCAUCAACUCCAAACUGCCAGCAGGCGAGCGCCGUCUCAUCCUGGCUGACUUAGAGAGCAGCAGCCCGAAGCUGAAGCUCCUGUACAUCACUCCAGAGAUGGUGGCCUCUCCCUCGUUCCAGCCCUGCCUGACAGGCCUGUGUUCCCGCAAUCUGCUGUCCUACCUGGCAGUGGAUGAGGCUCACUGCGUCUCCCAGUGGGGCCACGAUUUUAGGCCGGACUACCUCAAACUGGGUGAGCUGCGUGCUCGCAUGCCGGGUGUCCCCUGCUUGGCACUGACAGCGACGGCGCCUAAGAAAGUUCAUGAGGACGUUCUUCAGUCCCUGAAGCUGCGCUCGCCUCUUUCUUUCUCUACACCUGUUUUCCGCAGUAAUUUGCAAUAUGAUGUGAUCUUCAGUGAGCUGCUGCCAAACGUCUACGUCCACCUCCACGCCUUUGUUAAGAAGGCCCUGGGACUGGACAGCGGGUCUGAUGGACAGGGUUGUGGGAUCGUGUACUGUCGGACCAGGGAGGCCUGUGAAACUGUGGCUUACCAGCUUACCAAGCUCGGAGUUUUGUCGAAGGCUUAUCAUGCAGGUCUAAAGGCACGAGAUCGCGAAGAGGUCCAGAAUGAGUGGAUGCAAGGAAAAGUGCUGGUUAUUGUAGCCACCAUCAGCUUUGGUAUGGGAGUAGACAAGGCCAAUGUCAGGUUUGUAGCUCACUGGAACCUCGCUAAGUCCCUGGCAAGUUAUUACCAAGAGUCUGGGCGAGCGGGGAGAGAUGGGCUGCCCUCCUCCUGUCGCACCUACUACUCCCGCAGAGAUAAAGAGCAAAUUAACUUCCUCAUCCGCCAGGAGAUCUCCCGCAAACAGGAAAAACGCCGUUCUGCAAAGGAGUCGGACAAUACAGCCAUGAAAGACUUUGAAGCCAUGGUGUUAUUCUGUGAACAAGAAGGCUGUCGCCAUGCCACCAUCUCCAAGUUUUUUGGGGACAAGACGCCAAACUGCGCCGGUGCCUGUGACUUCUGUCGUAACCCUAAAAUUGUACGAGCACAGUUAGAGAGGUCUGCUGUCCUCAGCACCAAGACUGGAGCUCAGAGCAAAGGGCCUUCAGGGCCAUUUGGUUUCACGCCAGGGCUUUAUGCAGGAGGAAAGAAGGGCUAUGGCUUCGAGAGAUUUGAUGAAGAGAAUGAGGACAAUAAUGAAGAGGAUUCAACAACGAGGAAAAAGGAGUUUUCUGACCUCUUCAAGAAGCAGAUGAACAUGCGAAAGCAAGCAACUGUGAGACAGAUGGAAGAGUUCACUCCCCCAGAUGAUGACUGCCCACUCAUAGAGGCCAACAGCCAGAGGAUACCCAGGCUCACAGUUAAGGCCAGAGAGCACUGCCUGAGCCUGUUGCAGGAGGCACUUUAUGGCCACCAGGGGGCAGACGACCCAUUCAACGGUGACACUUUAUCUUUAGCUCUGGAUAUCGAACAUGAGGUUUUCAAGAACAGCAAGUCCUCCAACUUGUACAAAGCUGCCGUCCUAAAGAAAGUAGCAGAGAUGAAAGCCGAAGGAAAAAAGGGAGAAAAAGAGAAGACCAGCAGCAGCUGCAGUGAGACUGGAGAAAUCACAUCAAAACACAACGAAGAAGCUUCCUCCUCUUCCUCCUUUUCUGAGGAGCUGCAAGGGUUCACAUCUGCAUCUGAGAUCUACUCACUGAAGCGUAAGAGAGUUGGAGCAGGUCUGAGGGGCUCGUCCAACCCCUUCCAGACUGCCAAGGAGUUGAUGAAGACAGAAAGUGGUGGGUUUUACAAUGAUAGCUCAGAAGGCUCUCGAGAAUCGGGGACAGAUGGGAGAAAAGAGGCAAAUGCGGACACAUCUUCAACUGUGACGUCAUCCAUCAGAGCCAAAGCGAACGCCGCCGCCGCCUCCCUGAACAGCCCGACGAAGGGAGGCAGGUCCCUGAGCAAGAAGCAGCAGAAGCUGGCGGAAGCAGCGAAGACUUCCCGUAACAUUUCCCAGUAUUUUGCGAAGAAACAAACGACAGAGAAAAGCCAGGAGGCGGAGUCGCCGAAGGGACUCGAUGCUACUUUAUCUGUGACCCCGCAGGAAGACAUUACACUACACUCUGUGGAAGCUCUAGAGAGCAGUCCUGUGGAGUCAGCAACACCAGCAGAAACUGAAAGUGAGGUAGUAGUUCUCCUCACUGAUGAAGAGGAGCAAGCCCUUAAAUCAGAGAUGAUAGAAGACGAAUGUAAAGAGGAUGUAACGUCACCCACAGAACAAAACACCACAGAGGAAGAAGUAAAACCACCUAUAAUAAAAGGGCUGACAGAUGAUAUGAAAGCCAAUAAGGAGUCUCCUCCAGCGAAGCGCAGCCGGCCCACAGACGGGAGCAUCAGAAGAGUGACCUUUAACCCCAACGUGCAGGAGAGGGCCGUGCAACCGUUGAACGAGCCACCGAAGGCUGUGACGCUAAAGGAAGCUGCUGAUAUCGUGGUCCGCUGCCUGGACCCUUUUUACACUCAGGGAAAGUUCGCCACCAAGGAGCUGUUUAAGUCCUUUGCUCGCUACCUGUCUCACCUUCUUGCAGAGGGGAGGAGUCGGGGAAAAGGCCAAGUCAAAGCCGAAGCCAAAGCUCUCAUCAAGAAGUUCUUCAGCAAAGUCAAACGCUGCGAGUGCGAGGCAGACUGGAAGCACCUUAAAAGACCUCACAGCUGUAAAACCACAGAGACCAAGGAAUGAUGGGAGGGGAAACACAGACAUUCUCAUUGUUAAAUCCUUCCUCUUUGUCAGUGCCUAAGCUUCUCCCGUUCCAGUGAUCUCAGCCUUCCCCCGCAGACGCCUGCUCACAAGGUUUACGGUCGAUUUUUGCUGCUAGAGUUCUGCUUUUUUCAGGCUCGUCGCUGCUCCAGUAGCUUAACUCAAUAAUCAAGCAAUAAAACGUGUACUGUAACUGUUACAGCCUGAGAGAGCAGAGGUAGCACCUUGUUUCCUCCUCUUUCAGCCCAUUUACUACAAAUUGUGUAAAAUGUGGUUGUUUUAAUACCCUACAGGCAGUAAGAGAUGAUUAAUUAAUUUGACAACAGUGUGGAAGUAGUGUGAUGCGUCACUUUUUUUUAUGUCAAUCUGCACAUAUAACUGCAGUAAAAUCUGUUUCAAAUCUAUAUUUUCACACUAAACUGAAAUGUCUGGAGGCCAAAGGCUGCUUUGAAAAAAAAAAAAUACAGUAGUGUGAAGAAUACAUAAUUUGAAGUAAAUGGGGGUAAAACAAACAAAAACACUUUCAUGUUUGACAUAAACCAGACGAUUCUGUGUUUUUGGGGGCCAACAUAUCUUUGUACUGCUGCUACGUUUGUCUUUGAACAAAGUAAGUGGACAUAACUGGUCAAUACUGUAUGGUGUAAAACUCUCUGAAUGUGUUUUUUUCUUUUAUUUAAAGACUAACUGACUUCAUUUUUAAAAAAAUCUUAGUUUGUCUCGUAGCCUCAGCAGUGGGAGAACUUGUGUGGGUGUUUUUCUUUUUAUAGCGACAUGGUUUCCAAUGUGGGAAAUGUUUCUGAGUUAUCGUGCCUGUUGGGACUGUGAGAGGUCUCCGCGGUCAGAGGAAACCCAAAGAGUACUUGAAGCAUUGAUGGACACAGAGGCCCUACUGUGUAGAGAGUCUGAACAACUAUAGUCUUCUCUUUGCUCUUAAAAGUUUACAAUAAAGUCUAUGCUGAAU